CCGCGCUCCGUGCGCCUAGCCGCCGCCGCGGCCCGGCCCAGCUAGAGCAUGGAGACGGCGGAGAAGGAGUGCGGAGCCCUGGGCGGGCUCUUCCAGGCCAUAGUCAACGACAUGAAGCCAAUUUGCAAGGAACUUUGGGAUGAGACAGAAGGAAGUGGGCCCAGAUCAUAGCAAGAGGUUCAAGCCAGACAUCGGGCACGAUUUGCUGACAUGUGGAGGCAAAACAGGAGAGGCCUCACCUGGGAUGAUGCCAAGGACAGAUUCGCCCCUACCUAUGACACAGAGCUCCUACCCCAUCUGGGAGGACUUCAACUCCAAGGCCACGAAGCUGCAUUCCCAGCUGAGGACCACCGUGCUGGCUGCUGUGGCCUUCCUGGAUGCCUUCCAGAAAGUGGCUGACAUGGCUACCAACACCCGAGGGGCCACGAGGGACAUCGGCUCGGCGCUCACACGCAUGUGCAUGCGCCACCGCAGCAUCGAGACCAAGCUGCGGCAGUUCACCAACGCACUGCUGGAGAGCCUCAUCAACCCGCUGCAGGAGCGCAUCGAGGACUGGAAGAAGGCAGCCAACCAGCUGGACAAGGACCACGCGAAAGAGUACAAACGAGCCCGGCAUGAGAUCAAAAAGAAGUCGUCGGACACGCUGAAGCUGCAGAAGAAGGCGCGCAAAGGGAAAGGAGACCUGCAGCCCCAGCUGGACAGUGCCCUGCAGGACGUCAACGACAUGUACCUGCUGCUGGAGGAGACGGAGAAGCAGGCCGUGCGCCGGGCGCUGAUCGAGGAGCGGGGCCGCUUCUGCACCUUCAUCACCUUCCUGCAGCCUGUGGUGAAUGGAGAGCUGACCAUGCUGGGAGAGAUCACCCACCUGCAGGGCAUCAUCGACGACUUGGUGGUGCUGACAGCAGAACCCCACAAACUGCCUCCCGCCAGCGAGCAGGUAAUCAAAGACCUAAAGGGCUCGGACUACAGCUGGUCCUACCAGACCCCACCCUCAUCACCCAGCAGCUCCAGCUCCCGGAAGUCCAGCAUGUGCAGUGCCCCCAGCAGCAGUAGCAGUGCCAAGGGUGGCGGAGCCCCAUGGCCUGGGGGUGCCCAAACAUACUCACCCAGUUCCACCUGUCGCUACCGCAGCCUGGCGCAGCCAGCCACCACCACCGCUCGCCUCUCCAGUGUUUCCUCCCAUGACUCUGGCUUCGUCUCCCAGGAUGCCACCUACUCCAAGCCCCCCUCGCCUAUGCCUUCAGACAUCACCAGCCAGAAGUCCUCCAGCUCUGCAUCUUCCGAGGCCUCGGAAACCUGCCAGUCCGUUAGCGAGUGCAGCUCCCCCACCUCGGACUGGUCCAAGGUCGGCUCCCAUGAGCAGCCCUCAGGCGCCACUCUGCAGCGGAGGAAGGACCGAGUGGAGCUCCUGCGAGACACAGAGCCAGGCCCUGCCAGUGGGGGCACCCUGGGCCCCAGCGGGGAAGAGGCACCGCGACCCCGGAUGUCCCCUGCCACCAUCGCAGCCAAGCACGGCGAGGAGGUGUCCCCCGCAGCCAGUGACCUGGCCAUGGUGCUGACACGGGGCCUGAGCCUGGAGCACCAGAAGAGCAGCCGGGACUCGCUGCAGUACUCCAGCGGCUACAGCACGCAGACCACCACGCCCUCCUGCUCUGAGGACACCAUCCCCUCCCAAGGCUCCGACUACGACUGCUACUCCGUGAAUGGGGAUGCGGACAGCGAGGGCCCGCCUGAGUUUGACAAGUCAUCCACCAUCCCGCGCAACAGCAACAUCGCCCAGAACUACCGCCGCCUGAUCCAGACCAAGCGCCCAGCCUCCACUGCUGGGCUGCCCACCGCGGGGCUGCCCACGGCCACUGGCCUGCCCUCGGGCGCACCCCCCGGCGUGGCCACCAUCCGCCGCACACCCUCCACCAAGCCCACCGUGCGCCGCGCCCUGUCCAGCGCUGGCCCCAUCCCCAUCCGGCCGCCCAUCGUCCCUGUGAAGACGCCCACGGUGCCUGACUCCCCCGGCUAUAUGGGGCCCACACGGGCGGGCAGUGAGGAGUGCGUCUUCUAUACCGACGAGACCGCCUCACCCCUGGCACCGGACCUCGCCAAGGCCUCCCCAAAGAGGCUCAGCCUGCCCAACACAGCCUGGGGCAGCCCAUCCCCAGAGGCAGCCGGCUACCCCGGGGCAGGGGCCGAGGACGAGCAGCAGCAGCUGGCGGCCAACCGGCAUAGCCUGGUGGAGAAGCUGGGGGAGCUGGUGGCGGGUGCCCACGCACUGGGCGAGGGCCAGUUCCCCUUCCCCACUGCUCUGUCGGCCACCCCCACGGAGGAGACACCCACCCCACCCCCAGCCGCCACCAGCGACCCCCCGGCUGAAGACAUGCUGGUGGCCAUCCGGCGUGGGGUCCGGCUCCGCAGGACCGUCACCAACGACAGGUCGGCGCCCCGCAUCUUAUGAUGGCGCCACCGUCCCCAUCCUCUCAGGCCCCAGUGCGAGCAGGUGGCCUGGUGUGUGAGCCGCAGGCACUCAGAGCAAAGGCCCAGCCAGGAGAGGACAGAGCCAGGGCAGAGGCCAUGCCACUUUAUGGAAAGAGACACCUCACUUGGAUUCCAGCAUUUAAACAGGAAGUGAUUUCUUAGCAAGCCCGGCCAGGACGGAGCCUGCAGGCCUGGGCCUGGUUCGGGGUCUGUUUUAUGCUCUUCGGUCCCUCCUCUUCCUCCUCUCGGGCCCUGCCUCUUCCAUACCCAUAAGCACCAGAGGCAGGGCCGCCGCCCAUGACAGAGGGGCCAGGCUGGCCUCCCUUUCACCAUCCCGGCCUCUCCCAGGGCUGGUCCUGCCUCAGCUCCUCCUGGAAUGCUGGUCCCCCUCUUCCCUGCCUGAGCCCCCUCCUCCCCUCUUGCCUUCUCUCUGCCUCUCCCAGGCCCCUCUCCCUCCAGGAGGCGGGGCAGCUGUGGAGGGGCCAGGUGCAUGCUGGGCUGGAUGUCUGCUGGGGGCUGGGGGCCAGGGCAGCAGGUUGGAGUUGGGCGGCCAGGCCCCCCGUGUGGGAAGGGAGUUCCAGGGCCCACGCCGAGUCUCAGGGAGGAAACCAGGGGCUGCUUGUGGGGGGUCUUGGGGGCCCUGUGGUGGCUCCCACCCCUCGCCUCCCCCACCCUGUGAGGCUGGCUGGAGGGGGCCAGAGCAGCUCCUUGGAAACUAGGGCAGCAGGGUUAGGAAGCCGGAGGCCCUGGGGUCACCGGCCAGCCACACAGGCACCGUUUUCAGAUGUCCACUUCUCAUUGGGUACAUCAAUCUUUUAACUUUGGGGGGUCACAGUUUCAGCCAACUUUCGGGGGGUGACUGGAGCAGUAGGAGGUGUGGGGUCAUUUUAUGAAUAUAAUAAAAUGGAGCUGACUGUAGACGAGGACUAAGUGUGGGGGUGAGGGGACAAUACAGGGUGUGUGUCUGGGAGUGCCUGGGGGACAGGGCCCCCCCGGUGGCCUGGUGGUCCUAUGGCAGGAUGAGAAGGGAGGGACUUGGCUCCCCCAGAGCCCGGGGGAAGCUACUGUUCUCUCCAGUGUCUUGAGCGUAGCCAAAAUAAUAGGGUUGGGAGGCUCCCGGCCUGUCUGCCGUGGUCUGAGCUGGCUGCAAGCCCAGGUGGGGGAGCGAGUCUGGGAAGAUUGGCUUUGACUCUCUGUUGCCAGAGGAGAUGCCAUCCCAGCAUGGCCCCCACUGUAGUCCAGGCUUGUGCUGGCAGCGGGGGCAGGGGGAGGGGCAAGGCUGCCCCCACCCCACGCACCAAGUCACGCCAAGUCUCAGCAGGUAAAAGCACGUGAGCCUAGGGCGAGCGGAGGGAGUCCUGGUGGCCCCGCAGGUCAGGAGGGAAAGCAGGGCUCAGAGGGCAUCGUGGCCCCAGGGCAGGGUCCUACCUGGGGGUCAGGAGCACCUUGGGUCUUGAUAGAAUGGAGCUGGGUCUGAGCCUCCCAGGCUUGAGCUCCUGGGAGUUCUUGUGCGGUGAGCUGGGCAGCUCCUGGGUAGGUCCGGGCACCAAGCAGGCCCUGAUGUGGACAGAGUCCCAUCAGAGGGAGCUGAUGAAGAAUGGUCCCUGUAAGUAAGUCACUAGGUUCAACAACUGCCUGGCCGAGCACUCAGCCCGUGGAGCUCAGGCCAACACCAGAGCCCCGGUUUUAGGGGCCAGGAGAGCAGGUGACCAAUUUGGGGAGUCUUGGGUGGAAUUUCUGCCACACAUUCUCCCCAGGGCUGCAGGGGUCUGCCGAGGCAGGGCGGUAGAGCAAGAUUCAGGAUGUGGUGGGAAUAGUGUGAGGGGCAGUGGGUGGGCAGACCUGGGUGUCAGAGGUCCUGAUGGGAAAGGAGGCAGGGGCUUCCCAGAGAGGGGGGCUCGGGUGGCACAGCCCCUACCAACUCUGCCGUCCCCCUCCUCUGUGAGCCCCGGGGGCUGUACAUACUCUACUCCACCCCCUUGUCCAUCCCUGAGGCCACCCCUGCCGCCCUUGCGUCGACUUAGCAACCACCUCUUAGGCCCACCCACCUCGGGAUCCGAGCCAACCAUCCCACAUCACAAACUUUGGUUUGGGGGACUUUACGUUCAUUUAAUUUCUCAUUUUGUACAGAGAAAUAUUCUUUUCAAAAGCGUCUUUUGACUGAAGUAACUUUCCUGGUGCUGUUGUUAACUCGUUCCUUUUUUUAAUUUAUUCCCCUACCCCCCAUGCAGCCCUCCUGGUUCCUACUCACCCUUCCCCCCUCCCCCACCCUCCAUCCCAUCUGAACCAUUUGUUUCUUUUCUUUCUGUCAGAUUUUGGAAAAAUUCUCCUCUCCUCCCCGCCCCCUCCACACCAUCCUCCCCGAUUUAAAUAGUCACUGCUACAAGUAACAGAUGCACUGUGAAGAUUCCAGUAUUAAUAAAGGUGUACUGUAAUUAACA
This is a messenger RNA of Gorilla gorilla gorilla (western lowland gorilla), 4910 nucleotides long. It is a transcript of the gene MTSS2, whose product is annotated as MTSS I-BAR domain containing 2. Gene Ontology annotation, biological process: cell projection assembly; plasma membrane organization. Lineage: Eukaryota; Metazoa; Chordata; Mammalia; Primates; Hominidae. The record is from RefSeq and is a predicted model, not a curated record. Gene Ontology annotation, cellular component: cytoplasmic side of plasma membrane; actin cytoskeleton. The transcript is spliced from 15 exons. The coding region runs from base 140 to 2449 and encodes 769 amino acids. Gene Ontology annotation, molecular function: actin binding; phospholipid binding.